Messenger RNA from Durio zibethinus, 952 nucleotides. NCBI's taxonomy places the organism in Eukaryota, Viridiplantae, Streptophyta, Magnoliopsida, Malvales, Malvaceae. The record is from RefSeq and is a predicted model, not a curated record.
GUUGUCUGCAAAGCCCACGACUCUAUACCCCCUACAUUCCUCACCAUUCCUACCCUCUGUCUAUUCCCCUCGAACUUCAGACCAAAAAAACAUGACAACCUACGGUAAAAUCCCGAUUUCCUCCACGCCAGGGCCCGCCACGAACCUCCAAAACCUAUCUCAAGCCAAGGAACGUAUGAAAGAAGGGCUCGGAGCUCGACGUCCAUGGAAACUCAUGUUCAGCAUCCGCUCCUUCAACUUCCCUGGAAACCUCUCCGAAGCCAUUUUCAGGGUGAGACCCAACUUAGCUUACUUCUGCAUGAACUAUGCCAUAAUCGUGGUUUUGAUCCUUUUCCUUAGCCUUUUAUGGCACACCAUCUCCCUUAUAGUCUUCCUAGUCAUGAUGGCCGCUUGGUUGUUCUUGUACUUCCUACGGGAUGAACCCUUGGUUAUUUUCAACCGUACGAUCGAUGAUCGUGUGGUGCUGAUCGUGUUGGAGCUUUUGACCAUCGUGUUUCUUCUGUUGACUCAUGCCACCCUCAAUAUUUUUGGUAUCGCUUUUGAUUGGUGCGGUUUCGUUUUGGUGCACGCUUCUUUGAGGAGGACUGAUGAUUUGUAUGAUGAAGAAUCUGCUGGCUUGAUGUCAGGACCUUCAUUUUCUUCUUCAUAAUUGUGGUGUUUUUUAAAAUUUUUUUGUGGGGUUGAGUUAUUAUUGAUAUUACUAUGAUCUCAAAUUUUUUGUUUUUUUGUUUCAUAGUGUUCUUUAAUUUAACAUUGUUAAUUAAGUGCCAAGUUGAAGAUGUUUUCGUUUGGCCCCCUGAAUCAUAUCUGACUGGAAGUUGUGCAAGUGGCAGUUUUGAAUAGUGGAUGAAGGAAUCUGUUGCUCAGAUCAUCUGAUCUUCUUCUGACAAUUGUGUUUUUUUCUCUGGUAAUUGAGAAUUCUCUUACCUUCAGUACUGAUAUAUAUGCACCA